AUGUCAGGGUUCACUCUUCCUGACUUGAGAUUUGAAGAAUCUUUCUUGAAGACAUUAUACUCAUAUGCGGGGUACCAAAAUCCUGCUGUCGAGGAUCCUAUUUCCCCAGCGCUAACGGAAAAAGAAUUAAAUUUACUUAGCACCAAUGUUGACAAACAAGAACAACAAAUACUAGAAAGCCCAAGUGGACCAAGCGGCCUACGUCCAAUAGGCCCAAUUUCUCCUUCUAUCAUUGCAUACGCUGUGUUUAAAGAUCAAAUCCUUAUGCCGCUCAUUCAAGGGUUCUUGUGGACUGGGUUUUUGAUCAGCGUCCGCCCAUUUUUGGGAAUAAUCGUGCAACAGGGGCAGAGAUGUGGGUUAUGGCUCGCGAAUACUUUGGGAUUGAAUAGAAUCAGACUGUCCCCAAAUCCAUAUGUAUAUAAAACGACUAUAUAG
Debaryomyces fabryi is the source of this 435-nucleotide messenger RNA. RefSeq lists its product as uncharacterized. The record is from RefSeq and is a predicted model, not a curated record. Bases 1 to 435 code for a protein of 144 amino acids. Gene Ontology annotation, biological process: mitophagy. The transcript has a single exon. NCBI's taxonomy places the organism in Eukaryota, Fungi, Ascomycota, Pichiomycetes, Serinales, Debaryomycetaceae. Gene Ontology annotation, molecular function: mitochondrion autophagosome adaptor activity.